Molecule: messenger RNA, 1972 nt
Organism: Cololabis saira (Pacific saury)
Lineage: Eukaryota; Metazoa; Chordata; Actinopteri; Beloniformes; Belonidae
Gene: tmem268
Product: transmembrane protein 268
Exons: 10
Coding region: 357-1418 (353 amino acids)
Source: RefSeq, a predicted model, not a curated record
UGCAGUCAUGAGGCCGGGCUGAUCUGAGUCACACGCCACAGAGAGUCGCACAGGAACAAGUCGAGCACAUUGAGACUCCAAAACCAAACACAGCGAAGUCUGUAUGAACAGAAACACGUUACUACUUUCAAUGAAUGUUAUCUGCGUGUUUGUUCUCGCGGAAGGAGGAUUACACCGAGAGAGACAGGGGAGUGCGGCCAUGACCGCUUCACGGGGAGCGCAGAUAUUAAGCUGCUGACAGGAUCAGAUGUUGAGGAUCGGUGUCAUGGGGGAACACCCUUCAUCUCCAGACACUGCGCCGCUGCCAAGCUGGAGACUCGCCUCAUUCUUUCAUAAAGCACCUAGUCAUCUCUGAGAUGAUGGAGGACCAGAAUGGGGUUUGCCAGGUGAUGGAGGAAGACGAGGACGACGUUCAGGUCCAACAAACCAAAGCCGAGUCCCAGAUUAGCAACAACAGAACUACUUGGUUAAAUGGUCAGUGCGUUGCAGCGAUACGCAGCAGUUCAGCACUGAACCCCAGGUUUGAUCUGUCUGUGUGCCGGGCCAAGCUGGAGACGGAGGGUUUCCAGAUUCCAGACGGUGACAUGGAAGUCCCACUGAAAACUGCUCUGGAUGUCCCCUCAGUCAGGAGAUACAUCGUUUUCAACUCUGGCCUUUUCCAUUUUAUAAUGGCGCCGGUGCUGUAUAUAGUGGUUUGGUGUGCCGCCUUCUCCACCCUCCAUCUCUACAUCACCGUCAGUGACUACUGGGUCCUCUGUCUCUCCGUCAGCCUCGUCUCCAUCUUCCUCACCACCGCCAUCAUCUUCGUGCUUCAUUACAGCAACAAGGAGAUCAACGUGAAUAUAGACAUCCGCUUGGUCCAGGUGAACGAGAGGAUGGUGAAACACAAGCUGCUGGUGGGUUUGGCUGACUGGGUUCAGAACUGCACUGGAAACAUGCAGUUGUACUUCGUGUACUGGGACAUGUCCGACUGCUUGAGGACCCUGACUGAAACCUUAGAGGAAAGCAGCUUCGUGACAGCUGACGCACAGAAGAAACUGAAGAGCAGGUUGUCUCAUCUGAUUCUGGUGAGCGAGAUCCUCCCCGUGGAAGCAGCGUCUGGUGGCUCGAAGGUCCAUGAAGACUCAAGUGAACACAGGCCUCUUCUUCAAAACGAGAAUGGCGACUGCAGUACCUCACCCCGCCAGCAGAGGGAGACAAACGUCACCUCCAGCUACAGUCUGGUCCCUGACGCUUCCUUACCUGCUCAGGCGAAAGCGCACCAGCUUCUGAUGAUCUACAGUGCAGCGUAUGUAAAGCUGCUGGUGUCUGAAAAGCUUUCUGGACCGUCACAUCAUCGUAUGCGGCCUCGGAGGAAUCACUGCACCACCGCUCCCAUCUGUCUCUGCCAGUACAUCAGAAAAAAGAUCCUUCAGUAACACGAGGAGCCCAACACACAAACAUGUGUGACUAUACAUAUGUGGGAGCAUUUUUUUUUCUCUUUUCCUUUUGGACUGAUACAAAUAAAAGCCCAAAGAUCAUACAUUUCAAAAUUCCUGGCACUAAACAACCUCUAAUGGACUAAGAACUGUUGGUGGCACAACCAGUACUCGAGUUGUAAAAAAAAGAUCAGGGGGGAUGGUGGAUUUUAUCAUAUGGGGACAGAUAAUUUGUGCUGAUUACAAAUAAUAUAAUAUAUUACAAAUAAUAGCAGUGACCAAAACACCUGCAGAAAUACUGCAGGAAUGACAUAGCAGCAGUUAAAUGCAGCCUUCUGUAAGCUUUAAAUAUCCACUGGACUUACAUCAAAUACAUCAAAACACAACAAUAAAAAACACUUUUCUGAACUUAUUAAUAUGACUCUGUCCUUCACAGGAUAAGUAACAUGGAUCACUGCAAAAACUCACAAUCUUAACAAGAAUAUUUGUCUUAUUUCUAGUUAAAAUGUCUCAUUUUAGUAAAAAAAAUCUCAUUACACUUAAAACAAGACUCA